ACCAAAAAUUUCACACAAACACAUACUUAAACUGAAACAACCUCUCUACCCAACAAAAAAAGGGGUAAGAUCUGCAUACGUUCUAUCUUUUCUAAUUCACCUGUGAAAUUACACUGAGUAUAUUGUUGUUGUUACACACUUAAACGUGAGAAAGGAAUAUGGGUUCUGUUCCUCAUGUAGUAGAAGACUGCUUAGGUAUCCUUCAACUUUACAGUGAUGGCUCCAUUUCUCGGACAAGUGAUGACCAAAUAGACUUCGAUAAUUUUCCUAUCAAAGACGAUGGCUCAGUCGUCUGGAAAGACAUCCUUUACGACGGAAAACACAGCCUCUCUCUCCGUCUGUACAAACCCAAAUAUUGUGCAAACAAUAAGUUGCUGCCAAUCAUCUACUUCUUUCAUGGUGGAGGUUUCUGUGUAGGUUCACGUACGUGGCCUAAUUGUCAUAACUGUUGCCUCCGUCUCUCCUCUGAACUCCAAGCCCUUGUCAUCGCUCCCGACUAUAGGCUGGCCCCCGAGUAUCGCCUUCCUGCUGCCAUGGACGAUGCGUUAGCGUCCAUCAAGUGGCUGCAGAAUCAGACUUUGUCAGAAGGUACUACGCUUGAUUCAUGGAUUAAGGAUAAAAGUAUUAAUUAUGAACGGGUUUAUGUGAUUGGAGACUCAUCUGGUGGGAACAUGGCACACCAUUUGGCAUUGAGGCUUGGGGUUGGCUCACCCGAGUUGGCACCGGUUAGAGUACGUGGUUAUGUUCUCAUGGCACCAUUUUUUGGGGGAAGUUUAAGGACUAAGUCUGAAGAAGAGGGACCUGAUGAACCUUUCUUGAAUAUGGAAAUUCUUGACAGGUUUUGGAGGCUAUCACUUCCAACUGGAGCUACUGCAGAUCACCCAUUGGCAAACCCAUUUGGGCCAUUAAGCCCAAAACUAGAGCCCAUGAAGCUUGAUCCACUAUUGGUGAUUGUAGGAGGAAAUGAACUUCUCAAAGAUAGAGUUGAAGAUUAUGCAAGGAAGUUGAAAGACCUAAACAAGGAUGUUGCCUAUUUUGAGAUUGAAGGAAUGCACCAUGGUUUUUUCACAAAUGACCCUUUCUCACAAAUUGCAAAUCUAGUUUUGCAAGAGAUCAAGUACUUCAUGUGUAGGACCUCUUGUUAGAAUUAUAAGAACCUAGCUAUGUGAGCUAGCUAGCAAGGUUUACCCUAGUUAGUGCUAGAUAAACUAAGUACAAUAUUGGACUAACACAGACUAAGUCUAUCCUCAAAAGGUAGAGUUGAAUUUGUUUAGUGGUUUAAAGGAUAUAUGGAUUGAUUUGU
This is a messenger RNA of Lycium barbarum (goji berry), 1303 nucleotides long. Its product is annotated as carboxylesterase 15. The coding region runs from base 159 to 1145 and encodes 328 amino acids. The transcript has 3 exons. NCBI's taxonomy places the organism in Eukaryota, Viridiplantae, Streptophyta, Magnoliopsida, Solanales, Solanaceae. The record is from RefSeq and is a predicted model, not a curated record. Gene Ontology annotation, molecular function: hydrolase activity.